Cydia pomonella (codling moth) is the source of this 4577-nucleotide messenger RNA. RefSeq lists its product as uncharacterized. The record is from RefSeq and is a predicted model, not a curated record. Lineage: Eukaryota; Metazoa; Arthropoda; Insecta; Lepidoptera; Tortricidae. The coding region runs from base 1471 to 3444 and encodes 657 amino acids. Gene Ontology annotation, molecular function: nucleic acid binding. The transcript has 2 exons.
AUAAAGUGACUUUUAAUUAUCCACCAACAUAAAUGGUGCCGAAACAAGUGUAGUUCGAGUAAAAGUUGCAAUAUUUCAAGAAACUUGACGCCGCGUGUGAAGUGCCGUUCGGACUUAAAAUCUCUCAUCGUGCGGAUAUAUCACCGAAAUAUUAACGCCAAGUCGCGCCUCACAGCAAACGAGAAAGUUUUUAGUGAUAUUUCAAAGCCGCCACAUCAAAUUGAGCAAAAUUUUAUUUUCACCGACCAAGCCCAUUCUCGGAAUUUGGUGAAUUCAAGGACAAACCGAAAAGGGGCAGAAUGAACAAUUUUGGAGCGAAGAUCAGACCAUUCACUCAAACAUCGUGAAACGUCAUUCGAAUCUGACAUCCGCCGUCAAUGUCAUAAUUGACACUUCAUUCUCUACUCCCUUGUUUACAAUUGAACAUCAAAAUGAAAAAUAAUACCAAAUCCAACGAAAUAAAGAAAAUAAAGGCACAGAUCGCGUGGUGUAAAGGAUAUACAACCAAAAUAGCAAAACUUUUAGACGAACCGGACAAGCCUUUAGACUCUGAAACAGCACAAAUUAGAUUGGAACAAACAGAAGCCAAUCUCAAAAAAUACAACGACUUAGCGCUGGAGCUAGCCAUCUUGACUGAAAAGGAUUCAUCUGAAGAUUUUGAAGAAGAGGAUGAACACGAGGAGCGAACAAUAAUCGUCAUCUCGAGAUUACGGAAACUAACCUCAACAGUAUCGAAAACAACUACGUCUUCGUCAUCGUCGGAAACAACAGUGGAUACCACGGGCGUGACUAGUUACCAUGGUGGAGUACGGUUACCGGAAAUCGACAUUCCUGCGUACGACGGGAAGGAUUACACUAAAUACGUCGCAUUCAUCGAGCUCUUCGACGCGAUAAUAGACUCCAGUGACAAGUUGAAACCAGUGCAAAAACUUUUCUAUUUGAAAAAAUACCUAAAAGGUGAAGCUUUAGCCUUAAUAGAAGGACUUCCCUUAACCAGUGAAUCAUAUGGUAAAGCCAGAGAACUAAUUAAAUUGCGUUAUGAUAACAAAUUUUUAGUAAUAACAAAUCACAUUCAAGCUAUAAUAGAUAGCACACCCAUUGCAAAAGGUACUGCCAGCAACCUGAGGGAACUUGUUGCCAAUACUCGUCAGCAUCUAGGUGCUCUUAAAGCCUUAGGUCAGCCAAUAGAACAAUGGGACUUAAUUGUACUAACUAUUAUCUUAAAAAAGGUGGAUCAGUUUUCGUGCAGAGCCUAUCAUCAGGAACGGGACAGUGACAAGAUGCCAAAUCUUGAAGAUUUCUUGUCAUUUGUGGAGAGGAGAGCCAGCAGCUUUGAAGAAAGCCAGCAAAGUGAAGACUGUGACCUAUGGACAAAAAAGUUCGAGUUUCCUGGCAACAAGAUGCUUAGAGGAGCUGGCAGUAAGGUAUGAGGCAGAGCUUCCUAAAGCAGCAGAGGUGAUCCGCACUGCCAUGUAUGUGGAUGAUGCCCUCUUCGGAGCAGACUCCAUUAAGGAUGCAUUGGAGGUAAGAGACCAAUUUACUAACUUGCUGUCUCAUGCAGAUUUCCAUCUGCACAAGUGGGCAGCCAAUGAUCCCAAACUGCUGACUGGUAUCUCUCCCGAAUCUUGCUAUGCUGAUGAUCACCAGCUCUCCAUGAAAACUGAUCUCAAAGCCUUAGGCAUGGUAUUCAAUCCCAAUCAAGAUGUUUUCAAAAUUAAUUAUCCCAACAAAGAAAUACAACAUUGGGACAAGCGCUCAAUCCUUAGCUUCAUUGGAUCCUUUUUUGAUCCUUUAGGGCUGGCAGGGCCUAUAGUUGUCAGGGCCAAGCAAUUUCUACAAGAUCUUUGGAGGCAAAACUUGGACUGGACCUCUCCAAUACCAGAGGAAUUCUUAAGUAAAUGGAUUAAAUUUCACAAAGAAAUAUUGGAGAUGCCAACUAUACAAAUACAAAGGCAUGUAAUGCCUACCAAGGAUCAAGUAGAAAUCAUAGGGUUUUGUGAUGCCUCAUCCAAAUCUUAUGGAGCAUGUAUAUAUGUAAGAACCUUUCAAAAUGGAAAGGCUACAAUGAACCUGCUAUGCAGCAAAUCAAAAAUAGCCCCGAUGAAAAAUGAACUUACAAUUCCAAAAUUAGAAUUAAAUGCUGCAGUGUUGCUAGCAAAAUUAUUUGAUAAGGUAAAACAAAUUUUGGCAAAUGUAAAAAUAACUGCUAAAUAUUUACUAUCCGACUCAAAGGUUACUUUGUGCUGGAUCAAGUCAAAUAAAGAAUCACUACCUGUUUAUGUAAAAAACAGAAUACAGAUAAUAAAUAAUGUAACUAGUGAUUGCAUUUGGAGCCAUAUUGAUGGAGCAACCAACCCGGCUGAUGUCUUAUCUAGAGGUUGUAGUGCACUCGUCCUCGCCAAAAAUGACUUGUGGUGGCAUGGUCCCCAUGACUUUCUGGACCCUAACUACCAUCCCCAGCCAUUCACAGUCACCAACAGCUCAGAAAAUACUAAUGAUACUUUCAGCAGCCACCUAGCCUGUUUGAUUGCUACACCAAAUGAGCCAGAAUUACUUAAAAAAUACUCAUCAUGGAUAAAGUUGCAAAGAGUACAUGCUUGGAUUUUAAGAUUCUAUAAUAAUUGUAAAAAUUCAAAUAAUAAAAAUAAUGGUAAUCUCUCUGUAAGUGAAAUCCAACAAUCUAAAUACAAAAUUGUAUCACUCUUGCAACAUGAGUAUUUUAAAGAAGAAAUACACUGUAUAAAUAAUAAAUUACCAAUUAAAAGUAAUUUAAAAAGCUUAGUUCCAUUUUUGGAUGCAAACAAUGUAUUAAGAGUAACAGGAAGAUUGCAAAAUGCAAAUAUCCCAUAUGCACAAAAGCAUCCAAUGAUUUUGCCCAAAAAAUGUUUUGUGACUAGUUUAAUAAUCCAAUAUGAGCACAAGUCCUUAUUACAUGGUGGUUUAAAAGAUACAAUUAGCAGCCUAGCUCAGACAUACUGGAUUAUUAACUGCAAUAAAGAAGUCUCUAAAAUAAUUGGAAAAUGUAUCACUUGCUAUAGAUUUAAAGCUCAAGCUGCCUCACAGCUAAUGGGGUCUUUGCCCUUCGAUAGAGUAAAUGAGGCCAAAGUAUUUGAUGUUAUUGGUAUAGAUUAUUGUGGGCCUUUUAGCAUCAAACAGUCUUCACUGCGAAGAAGCAUUGUCACAAAAGGUUAUGUCUGUGUAUUUGUGUGCUUUGCCACUAAAGCUAUCCACUUAGAACUAGUCUCGGACAUGACCACCCCAGCCUUCAUUGCUGCAUUAAAAAGGUUUACAGCCAGGCGUGGUUAUCCAUCCAAAAUCUUUUGUGACAACGCUAAAACGUUUAUUGGAGCUGACAAUUCUCUUAAAGAGCUUUCAAAUUUAAGCUCUAAAGAGCAUCAAGAUUAUGUCACAGAUUAUGCAGUUUCAAAAAAAUAUAGACUUUAAAUAUAUUCCUAGCUAUUCACCUACAUUUGGAGGCCUCUGGGAGGCAGCCGUGAAAAGCUCAAAAAAGCAUUUUAAGCGGGUCAUAGGUAACAGCUUAUUUACUUAUGAAGAAUUUAAUAGUAUCAUAGUGAUGACAGAAGGGAUCCUUAACUCAAGACCCAUAACGCAAAUGUCUAGAGAUCCUACAGACUUUACAUACCUGACCCCAGGUCACUUCUUAAUUCAAAGACCAAUGAAUAGCAUUCCUGAGCCUGACAUAACAUCCAUACCUCAAAAUAGGUUGCGAUUAUGGCGCCGUUGCGCACAAAUACAUCAAAGUUUCUGGAAGGCUUGGCACAAACAAUAUUUAAGUCUAUUGAAUAACCGGCCUAAAUGGCACAAAAUUCAACCUAAUGUUGUACUAGAUAACCUAGUGCUUCUUAGAGAUAUCAGAUGCAGUCCGUUGCAGUGGCCAGUAGGCAGAAUCAUCAAGGUUCAUUAUGGCGCUGACCAAAAAGCAAGGGUGGUAGACUUAAAGCUGCCUAAUGGUAAUAUUACUAGGAGGGCCAUAAACAAAAUUAGUGUUUUGCCCAUUGAAAUGUAAAUCUAUGAAUGUUGAUGAUAGCUUAGUAAUAAUAAUAUAUGUAUGAUACAUAUAUGUCUUUCAAACUUAAAUGUAUGUGUUUAUUGUAAGAAACUUACUAAUCUGCAUAUAAAAGAAAAUAUAUAUAUCUUGUAAUGUUUACAAAAAUAGUCUAAAAAGUUCAAUUUUGUUAGUCAAAAGUAGUUAUGCUUAAACCUUUAACAAAUGUUAUUUUGUUAUGAAUAUCUCAUAAUAAUAAUAAUUGAUCUCUAUGUAAAACUUGAUCUCAAAAACUUAUUUAAGGUAAAUGUAACAAUAACCAGCCUGGUAAAUGCUACUGUAACUAACACUUUAUUAUUGUUUAAAAGCAUUUUUUCACUUAGUUUAUUUGUAAAUCUGCAUCAGCAUUAUUCCACUUAAAUUUAAAAAGAAAAAAACUGUACAAAAUGGUCAAACCCUCCCCCGGGAUUAUGUUUCUGAACGCAACCAUGUAUACGACCGAAUGAUUUUAUUACUGUAUCCAUUCGCCAACUCACUCACUCUCUUCUUUCUCAACAACUCCACGGUUAAC